Messenger RNA from Halteromyces radiatus, 1356 nucleotides. RefSeq lists its product as uncharacterized. Bases 1 to 1356 code for a protein of 451 amino acids. The transcript is spliced from 6 exons. NCBI's taxonomy places the organism in Eukaryota, Fungi, Mucoromycota, Mucoromycetes, Mucorales, Cunninghamellaceae. The record is from RefSeq and is a predicted model, not a curated record.
AUGACUAUAAUCUAUGACAACAGUAAUGGCAAUAACAGCAACAAUAUAGUCGUUCGUGACAAUAUUACUCUGGCUACUCAUGCGCCACUUCCAUCGUAUCAACAUCAGUCUCAAUCACCUCAACCUCAAUCACAACACGAACCACAACAUCUACAAGAACAGGAUCACAAUGAAGAACCAAAACACCUACAAGAGAAAGAUCAUGAGGAACAAGAUGAACCACAACAACAAAAAGAUGAAGAUAUAUUGGAUCCAUCACAAUUAUCCUUCAAGUCGCCUGCGCCGGAUGAUCGUUAUACCGUUAAUGGUUUCGAUGUUUCUGGUGCAUUUUAUGAGUUUCAAGAAUCCAUCAAGAAUCACAAGCACAAAUUACCAUUAGAAAGUCAUCUCCACCAUGCUUUAGCUGCUUCCUCUAUUUUGUUCCUGAAACAUGGUCGGUACCCUGAUGAUAUGGUGAAAAUAUUUGGCGAAGAUCAACUAGAAGCAAUUGUGGACGAUUUGAAUGAUAUGUUCGGCGUUAAGAAGGCAAAGCUUCCCAUCGGCACUGUAACGGAUAUGAUCAAUAUCAUUCAGAAUGUGAUUGACGAAAAUAUGACAAGAUAUCAAGCGGUCGGCAAACUUUUAUUAAUGGAUGGAAAAGUUCCUGCUAAUCAAUUCAAGUUCAUCAAAUCAGUUGCAAAGCUGUUGGAAAAACUCCCUCGAACUGGUAUUGUUGAAGAAGUAAAAGAAAACGAAUUAUGCACAAGGUACGCUGAUCCCUUGCUUUGUGGCCUGUUUGAUGACCCUGAUGCUGGUAUAUUUUUACGAUGGACUGAUCAAACUACUCUGGAAGGAAAGAAAUCACUCAAUAUCUCAAAACGACGCCCCGAUAUCUGCAUCACGACUUUGAAAGGGAUAAAUUGGGAUUACAAUUCUGGUUUUGGGGAAGCCAAAGCAUCAAGCGAAGGUAACAAUCAUUACUAUUUAUGUAAGGAUUUGUUAAGAGUAGCAAUAUUUGGCAAAAACAGCAUUGAUACUAGCAAUAUGGAUGGAGUCAUUGGAAUGCAAGUCGUGGGGCGCUCUAUUACAUUUUAUCUGAUGGUACUAUUGUCUGAUGGAUUAUAUAUCAUGCUGGAACUGGAACGCAUCUCUAUCCCCGGAAGUCUGGACGAUUUAUUAAAGUACUUGAUGGAUAUGAACAAGAUUCUUAUGGUUUUAGAUGUAUUCGAAGAGUGGUGUAGACCGGUGUCAGCCGCUCAGGCGUCCCGCUUUGACAAACGGAAAAGAAAGACCCUCUCAACUCCAGGCUUCUGUCAGAUCAUGUCUUCGGAAACAAGUCGCAAACGAUCUUGUAUAUUGAAACAUUAUUACAAUUAG